Linum tenue is the source of this 1242-nucleotide messenger RNA. NCBI's taxonomy places the organism in Eukaryota, Viridiplantae, Streptophyta, Magnoliopsida, Malpighiales, Linaceae. The record is from the annotation of a GenBank genome assembly.
AUGGAAAAACAGAGAUGGAGGCGUCAAUGGCGAUCGGCACUGAUUGUUUUUGUGCUGGGUCGUACAUUCCCGUAUCCCGUAAUAUCGCGAAGGUUGGAAACGCUCUGGGCAAAAUGCGGCGUGCUGCAAAUCUUAAGUCUCUCCUAUGGCUUUUAUGCCGUACGUUUCUCCAGCCAAUUUGAUUACGAACAAGCUGCCAUGGGAGGCCCUUGGAUGAUUGGUGAUUAUUACAUAACGGUUCGUCCAUGGCGCCGCAAUUUUAACCCUAAGCUAGCUGAGGUGGCAUCUACUAUGGCUUGGGCGAGGCUACCGGGACUCCCUAGCGAGUUCAUCAACAAGGAGGCAGUGGAACGUAUCGCGUCAAGAAUCGGGCGACCAGUGCGAGUUGACAGGGCUACUCAGCUAGGGAGCCGUGGACGCUUUGCCAGGGUCUGUGUGGAAGUGGACCUGACAAAGCCAUUGCUUUCGCAGUACAAGAUAGAGGGAAUCACUUAUUAUAUCGAGUAUGAAGGUUUGCACCGUAUUUGUACUGAAUGCGGAAUGUAUGGCCACAUGAGAGUGACAUGUCCAAAGCUGUUUGAGGUUAUAGAACCAGUGGUCGAACCAGAGAACAAGACAACAGAAGAGGUCACCAAACGACCCCUUUACGGGGAAUGGAUGACGGCGAAGCCAAAGUGGAAGAGCUCGAACGGGAAACAAUUUGAGAAGAGGACUACUGAGAAGCAGCAACGUGGCCCUUCCGUUACGGAAGAGAUUGAGCAAACUUCGGGGUCGCGAUUUGCGGCACUGAACGAGGAGGAACAGAUGCAUACGGACUCGGGCUUGAAAGAACCAAGAGUAGAGCACCAAGAGAGUGUGGUGGUAGAGAAGCCAGGAGAAAAGCAGGCGCUCCAACCUGACUCGGCUACACCGCCAGAGAAACGAUCGGCUGAAUUCCAAGAUGUUCGGCCUAUUGACGAGAUUAGUGGGAUGGACAAGGUGGAUGAGGCUUCAAAUGCUAGAAUUGACACGCAAGGCAGGUCUCCUCCAAUUCUUCAGCCCAAGAAGGGGCCAAUUGCUAUACAGGUGAAUCUGAAAGGGCAGUCGAAUGGUGGGAAAGGGAAGGUUUCGAAGAGCCCCAGCAGCAAUUCCAAGCUGAAAGGUGACAUGGGUGUGCAGCAAAGUAGCCGGAAGGGAGGGUCGGGAACAAAAUCUGUAAUGACUGAGGGCGCGGGGAGCCUAUCCCCUUCAGGGGAUAGAUGA